CAAAACGCUCGUCUUACGCGGCGUAGACUCUUCACCAUGGGGCGCUCAUUGGCUGUUGCGCACCAAUCUUCAUCUCCUCCAUCACCACCACCACUUAAUAUUAUAAUACUGGGCGGUGGAAUAGCAGGAUUGACCACAGCGCUAUCUCUCACCAAAUUCGCACCAACUGGAGAUACACCACCUCGCAUUACCAUCUAUGAAGUACGACCAGAACCAGCCACCAUUGGUGGCGCCGUAAACCUCACACCAAACGCACUUCGUCUCCUCUCGCAUCUCGGCGCUCUUGAUGAGAUACGCAGCAGAAAUUACGGCAAAGAAUGUGACGCCGUCGAAGUCUUCGAUAUACAUUCAAACACCAAGCUCGCAGAAAGCAGUUUCCGUGGCCCAGAUGGCAAAGGUCUCGGAACCCCACCCUUCAAAGCCAUCCGCAUAACACGCGGCGAAAGCCUCAAAGGCGUUCUCGCCGUCAUCGAAAAACAUCCCAACAUCCAACUCAUCUGCGGCAAGAAAACAACCUCGAUCCACGAAGACGCAAACAGCGUAACCCUCACCUUCGAAUCCGGCGACACCGCCACCGCAGAUAUCCUCAUCGGCUGCGACGGCAUCCACUCCGUUACCCGCCUCAAACAUGUCGAGCCCUCCCGCAAAGGCACAUACUCUGGAAUCUGCAACGCCUUCGGCUUCGCGCCACGACGUAAAGACGCCACAACCGCCGACGGCUUCGAGCCGGUGCACUUCGAAACCAGCGCCAUGAACUUCAGCCGCCGCGGGAUGCUGCUCACCUCCUUCCACGACACAGCCAAAGAAUCCAUCUACGUAGGCGGGCUCAUGCAAGUCCCAGAAAUCGCGUCGCGCGACGGCUGGAAAGCCGCGGGCGCCGACGCCGAAAAGACCCGCAAAGACAUGCUCGACCGCUUCGCCGACGGCGCCUCGAACCCGCUCAUCAAACACCUCAUCGAAGACGCGCAGGACCUCUACCUCUGGCCCGUCUUCACGCUCAGCAACGGCGGCAAAUGGGCCACCGACCGCGUCAUGCUCAUCGGCGACUCGGCGCACGCCAUGCCCCCGCAGGGCGAGGCCACCGGCAUCGUCUUCGAAGACGGCGUCCUCUUCUCCCGCUGUCUCGCGCGCUGGAUGCUCAAACGCAGCGAGCUCCUCCAAUCUGGCGGUGCCGUCCCGCCCGUCAAAGAAGCCUUCGACGCGUACGAGAAGCUGCGCCGUGGACGCAUCGAAGUCGCGUUCGGAGAGAGCCAGAGCGUUGUUAAAACCGUCAACGAAACUGGCUGGCUUGGCCAUUGGAUCAAGACUUGCGUGGUUCCUUGGUAUCUGUGGUGGAGUCGCGGGUACAGAGAAAAGCAUUUCGUCGAGGAUGUCACGAGCUGCGAGAUUAAUUGUUAACUCUUUUCUUCCUUCCUCUUUUCAUAUCUGGAGGGGUGUUCUCAUCUCGCUGGUGGUGGAAUCUUUGUUGUUUUAGAUGGAGUCUACGCGUCGUUUUCUUGAGCUGGAUGCUUGCUUAUCUUAUUGCUGUCCCCCCUACCUUUUUUUUCUUCUUCUUCUGUACAUACCCUAUCCUCCCUAUCAUAAAAGAAGUAGUACAAUUUCAAAAACAUUAUCCUUCUCCCUCCCUUCUUGUCAGGUGUUAAAACAAUUUCGUUUACCUCAUCUAAUCUUAAAAAUAUAGAACGUAUCUCAAGUAGACAGCUAUUAGAAACAUAAUAGUCUAAUAUUAUAAAUAAUUAUAUUUCUCUUCUAGUUUUUUCUUCUAUAUUUCUCUCUCUCUUUGUAUUUUUUUCUCUUUUGCUUUUUACCGUUAACUUUAACGUAAAAGUUAAAAGGAAAGUAGAACUGUUAUUUUUAUACUUUUCUCUUCCUCUAUCUAUCUUCUUUCCUUUCUCCCCUUCUAGCAGCGUUAUCUUAGAACUCUCUAAAACAACAUCAACAACCGCACCUGCUAC
Messenger RNA from Periconia digitata, 1955 nucleotides. NCBI's taxonomy places the organism in Eukaryota, Fungi, Ascomycota, Dothideomycetes, Pleosporales, Periconiaceae. The record is from the annotation of a GenBank genome assembly.